UUCUGAAGGCCGGAGAAACGCACAAACACACCAUUUGCGACAUAUCUGUCGUGCAAGAUGCGGAUCUUGCACAAGUCAAAGCGUGUGGUAGCUCCGCUGCCCCAGGUCGCGGAGCUCAUCGACAGACUCAUAAACACCCCAAAUGAUGACCUGCAUGAGGUCCUCUCCCAGAUCGACUCGUGGAAGUGGCCCCGAUCAGAUCUGAACGCAUGGAUGAAGGUAUUGAACAAGUUCGACGCGAUUCUUGAGGAGGCGAUUCGCGACUAUGACAUUGACAACCUCCAAGUCAACGUGUUUACUCCUCUCACCAAGAAAACCGUUUGCGAGAUCCUUCGUUUCGAGCGUCUUCUCCUGGAGAACUCGACUAACAGGAAGACCUUCAAUUCAUACGAUCGCCUGAACAGUCUGAUGUUUUCAUCGGACUUGGACGUAUUGAUUCUCGCACUCAACCUUCUACUGCGCCCUGCACAGCAAUAUUCUUCGCAACCCGCCGUAUCACACGCCCUAAGUAUCUCUACCCCCCGUCUUACGUCCCUCGCCAAACGCUGGCCCAAUCUCAGGGACUAUGACCUGAAUCUCGUGGAUCUGGUAACGAAUAAAGGACGAGCACAGGUGGAAGCUCUCCCGACGGAGGCACGGGAGGUGAACUUCGUGUUCUACCGCCAAGCCUCGUCGUCGAGCACGGCCGGAAAGGAGGAAAAGAAGGAGAGCAUAGUCGAAGGUGAUGUAAGCAGCUCAGCAGCGGUGCAGACUCCCCGCAAGCCUACCUCGUCCGCGGCUGCGACCUCCGCGAAUGCGUCGACAUCCUCUGGCGCGGUGACGAUCCACAUCGACAGCAAGACGAUCGAGAGCAAGCCCGCGAUGGACAUCCUUGCGGAUGCGAUUGAGGCGUACCACGUACCUGACAGCGAGAAAUUUGAGCUUCUGAUGCGCAUCCGCGGCGCACAAGCCAUGACGCACGCGUGGGCAGCGGACAGGGAGAAGCUCGUUGUCGUCCGUCUGCUUGCGACGGCCAUCUUCGGGCAUACGCACUCGGACUCGCAGGCGCAAUCGUCGUUGUUCUUGUACGAGCCUGACCUAAUCACGCACAUUGCAGAACUACUGCAGCUCGACCGCGGAGUGGACAUCCAGGUCCAGACGGCUGCCGUCGCUGCUCUCGAUGCUAUGUCUCGAUACAGAUCGAAGAUCCAGGACGUCCUCACUGCUGUGAAUGCCGGCGUGAAUCAUGGGAUACUCAUGGCGCUUCUUCGCAAGACUGUUGCCGACGUUGCACAGUCCACUUCCACUCUGCCCCAAGCAUUUGUGGAGGCUCUAUUCUCGUUUAUCACAUUCCUUGCUACGCACGCAUCUGGCGGGAGUAUGAUCGUGGGCGCGGGCUUGAUCCCCGUCCUGAUCCAGGCUAUUGAAAACCGACUACCCAACCGUCUGUAUGUCGUUUCGAAGACUAUGCAGUUGCUCGACAACGUCCUGUACGGCUACACAAACGCGUUCACGCUCUUUUGCAACGCGCGCGGUGUUGACAUUCUCGUUGACCGUAUUGAGUAUGAGGUCGAUCUUGACAUCGAGGAAUGUGCGAAUGACGGUGCGCCGAACGACGCCGUCGCGCCAUACGGCAAGCUCUCGGUCGCUCGGACGGCUGUGCUGAAGCACACACUACGUUCUAUCCAUCGCAUGAUGCAAUCAUCGGGUACUGCGGAGGGUCUUCGUGGCUUGCUCGACUCAUCGCUUCUCAAAUCCGUGAAGAAGAUCAUGCAACAUCGCGCUAUCUUCGGUCCCAGUGCCCUCGCUCUCGCUAUAAACAUUAUGGCCAUCUUCGUACACAACGAGCCCACCUGUCUGCCUGUCAUUCAAGAGGCAGGCCUCCCCGAGGUGUUCUACAGUGUCAUCGAGAAGGGUCUCGAGCCCGUGAUCGAAGUCAUCCAGUCCGUGCCGAAUGCGCUCGGAGCCCUGUGCCUCAAUCAGGCCGGCCAGGACCAGCUCACCGCGCGCCCGAACACGAUCCCCAGCUUGUUCUCGAUCUUCACGUCUGAGGACCACCAGCGCGUCUUGCAGGAGAAGGAGAACGCGGUCCUUAUUGGGACAUCGGUAGAGGAGCUCAUCCGACACCAUCCCACGCUAAAGGAAAAAGUGUUCGUUGCGAUCAAGAGCACGAUGGCGCGCAUUGAGGAGCUCGGGACGAGCUAUUCGGUUCCUGAUGAUAUCAAGCACUGGUACAGACUUCAGCCGCAGAACCCUGCUCCUGCUCCUGCAGGUGCCGAAAGCACAGGUGAGAAUGUGGCCAUGGAAGUUGACCAUUCGACUCCUGCUACAGAACAAGCUACGCUGCCUGCUAGUUUACCGCCAUCGGGGGAGCAGCCAAGCCAUAGGGACGACUUCUGGGGCCGGUCGCACGACAAUCUCAUCAUUUCCUAUAUCGACGUCUUCGGAAAGUUCCUGGAGGGCUUCUUCCAGCAUGUCCCCCACUGCCGCGACUUCGUUGCUGACACGGACGGUCUCAACGGUCUUGCAAAGCUGACCACCCUACCUUGCCUUCCGUAUGAUUUCGCGAACAGCGUUGCGUCAGAUUCAUUCGUCCAAGUCGUUCGCACCAUGGCUGAGGCCGCGACGAACGAGACCCUCGCGUUUCUCGUUAGACUGGUGCAGGAGUCGCUAGCGGAAUGCAAGGACUUCUGGGGGUCGCUGGACGAGCAGCCAAAGUUGCUGGGUCUCGUUGAAUUCAGUGCUGGCGCGGAGGAAGAAAAGGCGAAUACUCAGUUCCGCAACCUGAUUACGCUCCACACCCGCGUCUCCCUCCUUUCGGACAUCUACGCUACUGCGGGGUACUCGCACGGUCGCGCAACCCAGACACUGCUCCAGUCCCUGCUUGGGAAGACGCCUAACCCCCUCCAGGAGCUCGGAGCGCUGCACCGCGCGUGUGUAUGGGAGAACAUCAUCUUGAAGUCCAUCCUCUCGGCGCAAGGCAUCGACGCCUCGCCUCAACAUGACUUGCUUGCGCUCUUCGGGUCUGCAAGCACGCCUACCCAGGGUGUAUUGUCAUCGACACUCUCUGCGACUACGACUGCGACUGCAAACACGUCGUCGACUAGCGCGGCCAACGGGGCAUCCGCAUCCGCGUCGACUGCUGCUGCGAAUGGAGCGACGCCCACGAACGCGACGAAUGCGAACGGGGCGACGCCGGCCGAGCCAUCAGCGUCGACGAGCACCCCUUCGGCCAAUGCGAAGAAGGAGGAGCAGCCUAGGGACAAGAACGCAAAGGGCGUAAAGCACCUCGUGGGUCAGAUUCCAAGCGCGUUGGCGCCGUUUUUCCAAUCGAUCGUGAGGUUGUUCCAGACGCGUCGAGGUAGCGACUUGGCGCAGAAGCAAAAGAUCAAGGAGGCGGCUGGCAUCAUUGCAGAUGUACUUGUGAAGCACCUCGAGCAGAAGUCUUUCAGCGACAAGCUCUCUCUCUUCUCGUACUACACUUCAAUGUUGAAUGCCGCGACGAUUCUCCUCGUGGAUGAGAAACCAUCCCAGAAGAGUCUUCAUACAAUGUUGCUAGUCGCGUUUGUCCGUGUGGGUGGGCUCGAUGCUCUUUUCGGCCUAUGUCGCGAAUUCAUCAACACCAUCGAGAUGGUUAGCAAGGUCAAAGUCGACGAGCGAACCGAAGUGACCAAGCAGGAGCUCUCUCACGCCUUCAGUGGUCUGAAAGUCGCUCUUCAGCUCAUUCAACCCACCAUCUCCGCGAAACCUCUCUUCGACGCCACCCAGACCGCACUCGCGCUUACCGUGGAUAAGAAAGACACCGACGCCGACUAUUUCGAGCCGCAUAAUUUCUUGGUGCGAAUGCGUGCCGCUGCUCUACCUGUCGUUCGCUCAAUCUGGGAGGCGGAGUGGCUUCCAUCUGCGCCAAUCAGCGUCAGCAAGCUUGUCGUGCACAUCGUCAUGGAGCUCCUGAAUGCCGAGAACGAGGAGGUGAAGGACGUGCAGACCUCCGCUUCGAUCAUUGGCGGCGGUCCCAUCGGCAUGCCCCGCAUACCCCCGAUGCAAAGUCCGGACGAGAACCGUAUUCGCCAGCUGACCGACAUGGGCUUCCCGCGUUCUGCCGCGGAGCGGGCUUUGACACGCACGCGAAACAACGUCAACGCGGCGACGGAGCUGCUACUCUCGCAUCCAUACCCUUUCCCUCCUGAUCCUGAUCCUGCCCCAGAGCCUGCGCCUGCGGCUGCCGAGGGCGAGGCUGUGGCCGUCCCUGCUGGCGAUCAGGAUCAGAUCCAGGCCGACACUCCCGAUGCUGCACCGGCCGAGGCAGGCGAUGCACCAGCUGAGGCUCCUGCUUCAGAAGACAAUGUAGAGUCUGGAGACGCUGCCGAGACCGCACAAGGAGAUGCCACAGAAGAGACGAUGGAGGAAACAUCGUCGACUGCAUCGGACUCCGAGGCUCCAGCCGCACCUGCUCCUGAGGAAGUCUCCGCACCUCCGGGCAAGACUUCGGAAGAGUGGGUUAUGGAAUUGACCACCGCUAGGGAGCCUCUCAAGGAAGGCAUUGGUCGCCGGGUACUGAGUCUGGUUGAUGAGCACCCUUCGCUCGUCUUCGAUGUGCAAAAAGUGUUUAUCGGGCCGACGAGCGAAUACCGCACCCAAGCGGUCAAGGCUCUCAUCGACGACAUCCAAGCUUUCUUGCCGUCAGCGUACGACGUGCAGGAGCAGCCCCUUUCUGUCCGUUGUCACCUUCUCGCCUUGGUGCUCGGUGAACCAUCGUCUCCCGCUGCCCAGAUGCCAGAGAAGGAGGCGGAAACCCUCCUCAACGUUCUUCUUUCGCUGCUUUUGUCUAACCCCGGCGAGGGCGGACAGCCUACGCUACCGAAGUGGCUUUCUGCCCAGUUGUUGGUCAUCGAGUCUCUCCUUGUUCUCGGGGAUUCUCCUCGUUCGGUGACACUGCCGAAGGAGAACGAGCCAAUCAACAGAGAGCCGAUCGCUCAGGGCCCUCGCUACGCGGAAGCUCGAAACACCCUCUUCGACUUCUCCAUGCGUCUACUCGGUGUUCCGACACUCCCCAAGGAUGAGUUGAUCUCGGUCCUCAGACUGAUUGUACUCUUGACUCGAGAUCAUAACAUCGCGGAGGCCUUCAUGGAACGUAACGGCGUGGCGGCACUAUUCCAGUACCUCCGCAUCUCGUCUGGCACUCAGAGCGGGACCGGCAUCCAGUCGUACAUCGCGCUCAUCGUCCGGCAUAUCGUCGAAAAUCAGAUUACUCUCCAACACGUAAUGCGCCAGGAAGUUAAGCGUUACUUUUCUCAUCCUCGUAGCCGCAAUGUCGACAUUGGCUCCUUCGUCUCGGGAUGUAGCUCCACUGCUCUUCGCGAUCCUGAGGCGUUCGUCAAGGUUGCUGAGGAGAUGUGUACGCUGUCGCAACCAUUUUCGCCGAUGAAGACUGUCAGCCUGAAGCCGGAGGUGGAGCCGAACGCUACAUCCCAGCAUGCAAUCCCCGGGGGGAACAAGAGCAACGAGAUGCAGAUCGACGAGGCACCUGUACAGCAAGCGUCAGGUGCUCCUGUGGAGUCCACCGAAACCCUCAUACACUACCUGAUUGGCGAGCUCAUGAAGACGGUGAAGACGGACAUGGCUCCCGAGAACCUCUCGGCUGCUACCUCCGUUGAUACUGGGAAACUCACUUCGACUCAUACACCUGCUUCCAGCGAGAACCGGACAGAUGCCGCUCAGCCUUCCUCUACAGAACUCAGAUCUCCUCAGGACCCAGUCGACUACACCUAUCCAUGCUUCAUCAUGCAAGUGCUGACCGAGUUACUCUUCUCCUACGAGAGCUGUAAGAUUGCAUUUCUCUCUUACACGCCCAAGAAGCGCAACCAAACUCCUGCGAAGGAGGGAGGCCUCAAGCACCGCACUGCCGCCAUCCAGUUCCUUCUCUCUGACCUCAUGACAUUCGGUACUAUCAACCCUCAACCACCCUCCGAGGCACGCAAGCAGAUCACGCUCUGCAACUGGGCUAUGUCGGUGAUUGUCGCUCUCUGUGUCGACACCGUCACGAAUCAAGACCUCAAGGACGUUCCGACGGACCUCGUCUCCGUCCGCAAGUUUGUUCUCGAGGCUAUCAGCCGCGCUCUGAAGGAUCUUCCGUCUUCCGAUAGCCCCGAGCUCCGCUACAGCCGGCUGCUCGCCCUCUCAGAUCUAUGUCAUCGCUUGCUAACAGUGAGGUUCAACGUGAAUGGCAAGAAGGCAGGCGACGAGGUUCCAACCCAUAUCGCUAAGGUCAUGCUUGAGAAGAACUUCGUGGCGACCCUCACCAACGUCCUUUCAGAGGUAGAUCUCAACUACCCGAACAUCCGUAAUGUCGUCUCGUCUGUCUUGCGUCCGCUGGAAUAUCUCACGAAGAUAGCAAUGAAAAUGAGCCGUAUCUCGGAUAAGAACAAGGAAGUUCUCGAGGAGAAACAGGCGAUGUCUGAAUCCGACAUUUCCGAGGAAGACGAGGACGAAGACGAUGAGACUGAGAGCCCGGAGACCGAGGAGGCCAGCCAACUCUACCGCAAUUCGUCCCUGGGAUUAUUCGGUGGCGAAAUGGAGGACGUCCAUUAUGGCGACGAAGACGACAUGGAUGAGGAAGACGAUGAGGAUGAAGACGGCGAUGUUGAGAUGGACUUUGGUGACGAAACUGGAAGUGAAGAUACCUCUGCUACUGAUGAAGAGGAUGUCGAGGAAGACCUCGAAGACGAGACCGGUGAGUCGGAAGAGGGAUGGCAGGAAGAGGACGAGGAAGACGAAGAAGGCCUGGUUGAGAACGAGGGCCAAGCUGCCGAAGAAGACGCGGAUGAAGACGACGAAGACGAAGGCGAAGAAGUCAUGUGGCAGGACAUUGCAGUUGGCGACGGUGGCGCGGAUGAAGGUGCUGAUGAGGGCGAGGAAGAGGAAGACGUUGGAGAUAUGCCUAUGGCACCUAUGGACAUGGAUGACGAGGGCGACGUGAUUUCCGAGGGCGAAGAGUUCGCAGAUGAGCUCGGCCUUGUCGAUGAAGCACGUCUUGGUCACGGUCCGAAUCUGUUCGACUUGGCUGCGGGUUUCGCGAACGUGUUGGGUGGUUCGUUGGCUGCUGGCAUUCACGGUGCUCCCGACGGCGAGCCUGUUGUUUGGACUGGCGCAGUUCGUUCUACCCGUCGUCGUGGAGCUGGGGAUGACGACCUGGAUAUAUUCGGAAGGUCCCGCAACCCGCCAGCACCCUCUGCAGAGAAUGUCACCCAUCCGCUGCUCCUGGAUCCUGCGACUGCAGCUGCGCGCGCCUCGCAAGCAAGGUCUUCCCGCCGUGGCCACCGUGGCCUGCUCGCAGGCAGCGGAGUCGACAUUGACCAGGCCCUGGGCGAGGGCGCAACGCAAUUCCUGCAGCAAAUGCUCACACAUGGUCGUGCCGGUGGCCACGAAGCGCUGCAUAUCAACCUCCCCGCUGGUCUUCUCGCCAACUUCCCUCGCAACGGUCGCGGUGGUGCGAUAUCUGCGUCUAUACGUCUCGAGCGGGCACCCCGUCCAACCGACGGACGCACCGAGGGACGGUCUUUGGAGCCCCUUCUCACUAUUCAACGAUGGUCGGAGGAAGUGAAGAUGCUCCACGGAAAGUUCGAGCAGGCGAGGUUGAGCAGGCUACACAAUCAUGUCGUCCUCGCCCUUCUGCCUGCUGCCGCCGAGGCAUACAAGAAGGCCAAGGAAGCAGAGGAGCGUGAGCAGGAGCGUAUCCGCGAGGAGCAGGUUCGUGCUGCGGAGGAGGCUGCCAAGAAGGAGCAGGAGGCCAUCGAGGCCGCCGAAAGAGCAAAAGCAGAGGAAGAAGCGAGAGCUGUCGAGGCCGCCGCCCAAGCCGCUGUUGAGGCCGAGGCUGCCGCCGCUGCUCAGGAGUCCGCUGCUGCCGCCGAUACAGACGUGGAGAUGGCUGAUGACUCACCCAGUGCAGAGACUCCGGCUGCGGAGAACGGGCCACAAACCGCGGAGUCCUCCAAUCGUCCAGAGGAAGCUGCUGCACCUGCUCAAGAGAGGGUCACCGUCAUGAUCCACGGCGCCCCCGUUGAUAUCACAGAUACCGGUAUCGAUCCGACGUUCUUGGAAGCACUGCCCGACGAGAUGCGUGAGGAGGUUCUGAACCAGCACGUACGCGAUCAGCGGGCGGCUCAGCUUGAGCGGCCAGCAGAUUCUGCGAUCAGCGCCGAGUUCCUCGACGCGCUUCCUCCAGAUAUCCGUGCAGAAAUCAUCCAGCAGGAGGCCGCAGAACGUGCUCAACGUACCCGGGCUGAGCAGGCUACCCAACAGGGAGGACCGCUCGAUAUUGAUCCCGCAGACUUCAUUGCCAGCCUGGACCCACAGCUCCGCCAGGUCGUAUUGAUGGAUUCUGACGAUGUUUUCAUCCAGAGUCUGCCAUCCCAUAUGAUCGCAGAGGCGAACAUCCACCGAGAACCUGGCCGACCCCCAAGGCCUCGCCAGGUCCCUCCUCGUCAAGGCGGCGCCCAAGGCGCUCCGCAGCAAGCCUCUCAGCCCACUAAAGCUCCACAGUCUCGUGAGGCUAUUCAGCUGCUAGACAAGUCUGCAUUGGCUGCUCUGGUUCGCCUUCUCUUUUAUCCUCACAUCCUGAAGAAGAAUUUGCUCUACAAAGUGCUCGUCAAUCUGUGCGAGAACGCCAAGUCUCGCACGGAUCUGUUCAACCUCUUGCUUAGCAUCCUGCAGGACGGAUCUGGUGAUCUUGCGUCCAUCGACAAGAGCUUCGCGCAGAUGUCCGUACGUCACUCCAGACCGACCGCUCCUCAGACACCGAAGGCAAUCGGAAAACAGCGCGUUUCCACGGACUAUUUCGGUUCUCUCUCUCUGCCACAGAAUGACGUCGUCCCGGAGCUCAUUGUUCAGCGCUGUCUCGAGGCUCUCACCUAUAUCGUCAGCUCUAAUGAGCUGUCUUCUUUGUUCUUCCUCACGGAGCAUGAACUACCCAUCGGUCUCCGCCGUAGCUCCUCGAAGAAGGGUAAGGGUAAGGAGAAGCAGGCCCCGCAGACCCACUACCCCAUUGUUCUCCUUCUCGGUCUGCUUGACCGCCCAUCUAUCCUCAGGACGCCUUCUAUCGUCGAGUCGGUUGUUGGCCUACUGGCUACGGUUACGCGGCCUCUUGCUAGUUUGAAGGAUAAGGAUAGCAAGAAGUCGGAGAAUGCAGAGAGUAGUACUGCUGGAGCAUCAACAGCUUCGCCGGGAGAGCAGCCUUCGUCGGGCGCACAACCUGUGGACAACACUCAGUCUGUUAUUGUUCCCGAUACUGCGUCAUCCGACCCCGCUCCUGCACCCACACCUGCAUCUGCAGCCGUACCUGCUACUGCUCAAGGCGAAUCGCCACAGAAGCCGCCGGCAUCCGUUGAAGAAAAGGUCUUGCUCGCCAACUCUCCCCAUAUCCCCCAUCACGUGCUUCGCUUGAUCGUGAACGUCCUGACUGCGGGCGAAUGCUCAGGACGCACUUUCAUGCAGAGCCUUGCACUCAUCCAGCACCUUUCUUAUAUCCCUGACGCUAGAGAGGUUAUCGCAUCUGAGUUGCGCUCGCGAGCACAGGAGUUUGGCCAGAGUCUGUUCGCCGCCCUCGAUGAGCUCGCCGUUGCCCUGCGAGACGCAGACGUACAGCCUGACGUCCUAGCUACCACGAUUGCUGCAAUGUUCUCAUCGGCUUCUUCGGAUCAGGCCAAGCUACUCAGGGUACUCAAGACAAUCGAUUACAUGUACUCUCCGAAGACGUCCGGGAACUCUACCGAGGCCGACAUUGAGAAGGUCCAAAGCAUCUACGAGACUUUCCGGUUUUCACCAUUGUGGAAGCGUUUGGGUGACUGCCUGUCCAUUAUCGAGGAGAAACCUGAGAUGGAGCAUAUUGCUACCGUCCUGCUCCCUCUCAUCGAGUCGCUCAUGGUCGUCUGCAAAUACGUUGGUCCCAAGACUACGUCGGGUGCGACUGCUCGCGCUCUCCGUGCCUCCACCUCACCAAGAUCCCCGACCAGCGCUCGCGAGUCCAUGGAAGACCUCUUCGUCACGUUCACAGAUGCUCAUCGCAAGGUCCUAAAUCUCAUGGUCCGCAACAACCCGUCACUUAUGAGCGGAUCCUUCUCCCUGCUCGUCCAUAACCCGCGCGUCCUCGACUUCGACAACAAGCGGAAUUACUUCAAUCAGCAGCUGCACCGUCGGCCACACAGCCGGGAACAUCACAGUACACUUCAACUGAACGUCAGGCGCCAGCGCGUGUUCGAGGACAGCUUCCAAUAUCUGCAGCGCAAGACUGGCGAGCAGAUCAAGUACGGCAAGUUGAGCGUCCGGUUCUACGACGAGGAAGGUGUCGACGCUGGCGGUGUCACUCGCGAGUGGUUCCAGAUCCUCGCCCGCCAGAUGUUCGAUCCCAACUACGCGCUCUUCCAACCAUGUGCUGCCGAUAAACUGACGUACCAGCCGAAUCGUGCCUCGUGGGUCAACCCCGAGCACUUGUCGUUCUUCAAGUUCGUCGGCCGCGUCAUCGGGAAGGCCAUCUACGACGGGCGCUUGCUUGACGCCUACUUCGCGCGCAGCCUGUACAGGCAGCUAUUGGGCAAGCAGGUCGACUACAAGGACGUUGAGUGGGUCGACCCUGAGUACUACAACUCAUUGUGCUGGAUACUUGAGAAUGACCCGAGCCCGCUUGACCUCACGUUCAGCGUGGAGGCAGAUGAGUUCGGUGUCACGAAGCUCGUAGAGUUGAAGGAGGGAGGCGCCAGCAUUCCAGUUACUCAGGAAAAUAGGAAGGAGUUUGUACAGCUGUCUGCAAACUACCGCUUGUACUCGUCCAUCAAGGACCAGAUUGAGUCUCUGCUCGCUGGCUUCUACGAGAUCAUCCCGAAGGACCUAGUCUCUAUCUUCAACGAGCAGGAGCUUGAGUUGCUCAUCUCUGGUACACCUGACAUAGAUGUUGACGAGUGGAGGUCCGCGACGGAGUACAACGGCUAUACGAGCUCAGAUCCCGUGAUUGUCUGGUUCUGGCGUGCGCUCAAGUCGUUCAAUCGCGAGGAACGCGCGAAGGUGCUCAGCUUCGCGACCGGUACCUCACGGGUGCCGCUUGGUGGUUUCGUCGAGCUGCAGGGUGUCCAGGGCACCCAGCGCUUCUCAAUACACAAGGCGUAUGGCGACACAGACCGUCUUCCCCAAGCUCAUACAUGUUUCAAUCAGAUCGACCUCCCACAAUACUCAUCAUACGAGAUGCUCCGCCAACAGCUAUUGCUGGCCAUCAACGAGGGAGGAGAGGGCUUUGGUUUCGCAUAAGCAUAGAACUCUUCAUAAUCGCAGACGCAGAGAAUCACGUAGAAUCCGCAUGCAAUGUACAUAUACUACACUCACACCAUCAUCCCAUUGUUGCC
This is a messenger RNA of Dichomitus squalens LYAD-421 SS1, 11369 nucleotides long. RefSeq lists its product as uncharacterized. Gene Ontology annotation, molecular function: ubiquitin-protein transferase activity; protein binding. The transcript has 22 exons. The coding region runs from base 58 to 11274 and encodes 3738 amino acids. The record is from RefSeq and is a predicted model, not a curated record. NCBI's taxonomy places the organism in Eukaryota, Fungi, Basidiomycota, Agaricomycetes, Polyporales, Polyporaceae. Gene Ontology annotation, biological process: positive regulation of protein catabolic process; protein polyubiquitination; proteasome-mediated ubiquitin-dependent protein catabolic process.